UUGCUGUCUCUCCUGAUUUUUAGGACACUAUAGACACCGACUGGUUAUCUGAGCAUCUUUCGAGGAUCUUCAGCUUGAAGUUUUCUUUCUCAGAGGAGCCCCAGACUUUAUCAUAGAGGGAAAUAUUUCUUUUUGUCUUCAAAAUGAAAAUAGACUUGGAGAUCAGUGAGCCAGUCAACUUUGGCUCUGGAGAUCAUCAAUACCUGGUUCAAAAAGCAGCAAUUAAAGGUACCUCUUCUAAAGUGGAUCAGCCCUUCACACAUUCAUCCAGAGACAAACCACAAGAAGCCAUAAAAUACCCACAUUCAAAGCAUAGAGAUGCUGCAAAUACCUAUGCAGUACAAAUUUCAGAAGACAUUACUCCAAGUGAGAGCCUCACAUCUCCACCCAAUCCCUUCAACGACAUGUCUGUUCGUAGAGGUUUCAUUGUAAAGGUGUUCAUAGUCCUGUCGGUUCAGCUGCUCACCACUAUUGCUGUCAUCAGCGUAUUUGUUUUCUGCAAACCUGUGAAAAAGUGGAUCACCACCGUCCCUUGGUUCAUGUAUGCACUCAUGCCAGCAGUCAUGGUUGUUGUCAUCGUGCUUGCUUGCUGUAGGGACGUCCGACGCCAAGUGCCCGUGAACUACAUUCUCCUGGCAUUAUUCACACUCCUGGAAGGUCUGCUGCUAGGGAGUAUGUCAGUCUUCUUUAAAGCAGAAGAGAUACUAUGGGCAGCAGGAGCAACCACUGUGGUGACAUUAUCGCUCACUUUAUUUGCUCUACAAACAAAAUGGGAUUUUACCUUGCUAAAUGGAGUGUUGUUUGUUUUCCUGGCUGUGUUAACGAUCUACGGGAUUAUCGCAGUCAUCAUACAAUCAUAUUGGGUACAUAUGGUGUAUGCAGCGCUUGGAACACUGGUCUUCUCCUUGUAUCUGGUGAUGGACGUGCAGAUGAUGAUUGGGGGGCACUACCAUUAUGAGGUAGACCCUGAAGAGUACAUCUUUGCCGCUCUGAACAUCUAUGUGGACAUCCUCAACAUCUUCGUGUUCAUCUUGAACCUGACUGUACGAUAGCCAAUGGCCAAGGCUGGCUCAUGCCGAGAAGA
Molecule: messenger RNA, 1084 nt
Organism: Phodopus roborovskii (desert hamster)
Lineage: Eukaryota; Metazoa; Chordata; Mammalia; Rodentia; Cricetidae
Product: protein lifeguard 2-like
Exons: 10
Coding region: 144-1052 (302 amino acids)
Cellular component (GO): membrane
Source: RefSeq, a predicted model, not a curated record